Molecule: messenger RNA, 1117 nt
Organism: Anopheles maculipalpis
Lineage: Eukaryota; Metazoa; Arthropoda; Insecta; Diptera; Culicidae
Gene: Ugalt
Product: UDP-N-acetylglucosamine transporter
Exons: 2
Coding region: 32-1117 (361 amino acids)
Biological process (GO): pyrimidine nucleotide-sugar transmembrane transport
Cellular component (GO): Golgi membrane
Molecular function (GO): UDP-galactose transmembrane transporter activity
Source: RefSeq, a predicted model, not a curated record
CGUUCGCUGUCCGUUUACCGUUCCGCUCAAGAUGAAGGUGACCGCUGCACACGGAAAUAACCUGAAGUACCUCAGCCUGGUCACGCUCACGCUGCAGAAUGCAAUCCUCGGGCUUAGCAUGCGUUACGGUCGGACGCGACCGGGCGACAUGUUUCUCAGCUCGACCGCCGUCGUGAUGGCGGAAGUGGUGAAGCUGCUCACCAGCCUGUUGCUCGUGUAUCUGGAGGAGGGCAAGCAUCUUGGCCGGCUGCGGACCGCACUGCACCAAACCAUCGUCAAGCAACCGAUCGACACGCUCAAAAUAAGCGUACCGUCCCUGCUGUACAUCAUUCAGAACAAUCUGCUGUACGUGUCGGCCUCGCAUCUGGACGCUGCCACGUAUCAGGUCACCUAUCAGCUCAAGAUUCUGACCACGGCCGUGUUUGCGGUGCUGAUCCUGCGCCGCCGGCUACUACCCACCCAAUGGGCCGCACUCGUCUUUCUCGUGGUCGGCGUUGCCAGCGUGCAGCUCGCCCAAACGGGCGAGGAUGGCGGUACGGCAGCCACCCGCCAACAAUCAAUGCCGCCCGGCGAUGGACCGGCGCAGAACCGACUGCUCGGCUUCAGUGCGGCGCUCGGUGCCUGCUUCCUGUCCGGGCUGGCCGGCAUUUACUUCGAAAAGAUGCUGAAAGGUGCGGACAUCUCCAUCUGGAUGCGGAACAUCCAGCUGAGCCUGCUGUCCAUACCGUUCGGGCUGCUGACCUGUGCGGUGAACGAUGGUGCCCAGCUGGCGGCCAACGGGUUCUUCUUCGGCUACGACGGGUUUGUGCUGUAUCUGGUCGUACUGCAGGCGGUCGGUGGCUUGAUCGUUGCCGUAGUCGUCAAGUACGCGGACAACAUACUGAAGGGUUUUGCCACCUCGCUCGCAAUCAUCAUUUCGUGCGUGGCCUCGAUCUAUCUGUUCGAUUUUAGCCUUUCGCUGCAGUUUACCGUCGGUGCUGGGCUGGUCAUUGGGUCGAUUUUCCUGUACGGUUACGAUCCAUCGACCAAGGGAUCGAAACCGGUGUCGAGCGGUGGGCGCACCACUAGCAAAAGCCUUGCCGAGGCGGAGGAGCGACUGCUGGCCGAAAAGGUCUAG